Messenger RNA from Bursaphelenchus xylophilus (pine wood nematode), 977 nucleotides. NCBI's taxonomy places the organism in Eukaryota, Metazoa, Nematoda, Chromadorea, Rhabditida, Aphelenchoididae. The record is from the annotation of a GenBank genome assembly.
AUGGCUGGUCGCAUCUGGAAGAUCCUGUUGUUGGUGUUCGUGGGUAAGUUUGGGGAAUUGGGGUGAUAGUGGGAGCGGUGCAAAACAUAAAAAUUGUUUUUUUUUAUGUUUUGCACAGUGCGGCAGAAACGGUUUUUUUUGCACUGUGCAAAAUUUUGAAGAUUUGUCGGAGCAUGGAUGCACGGUGCGUAAAAAAAAUUUUUUUUGCACCGUGCGGAACAAAAAUAUUUUCUUGCACAGUGCAGUACUAAAGGAAUUUUUCGCACGGUGCAAGAAAUUUUUUCGAAGUUUUUGUUUGCACAGUGCAGUGCGAAAAUAAAUAAGUUUUUUUGCACGGUGCAAAAAAAAUCUAUUUUGCAUUGCACUGUGCAAAAUUUCUGGGAGAAAAAAUGAUCGCACAGUGCAGAAAAAUUUGGAGAUUAUUUUCGCACAGUGCAGUACAAAAGUUUGCGAAAAAUUUGGUUGCACAGUGCAGUACGAAAACACUUUUUCGCAUGGUGCAAAAAAAUUGCAUUUGCAUUGCACUGUGCAAAAUUUCUGAACAAAUAAUUGGUUGCACAGUGCAGAAAAAUUUUUAGAUUUUUUCGCACAGUGCAGUACAAAAAUUUUUUUGCACCGUGCAAGAAACUUAGAAAUUUUUUCACUGUAAAAAUUUUUUUUCGAUUCUAAUUUUUUUAUUUCCAGUGGCUGUUUAUGUCCAAGGACAAGGUCAAAAUGAGGAAAACCCGGCUCCACCGGCCCCAACGCAACCACCGGCCCCACCGGCCCCGCCGGCCCCAACGGCCACACCGGCUCCACCGCCCCCACCGGCCCCUACUACGACCACCACAACCACGACUCUGGCGCCGGCACCGGCUCCUGUAGUUUCGACCGACGCCUCCGAGACAAACCAAACCACCACCGCCGCCACUUCGGCCUCGUCCACUCUCUUCGUUAUGCCUCCUAUGAUCUUAUUUGCGGCCUUUUUGCUCAAAUAA